Molecule: messenger RNA, 1635 nt
Organism: Ascoidea rubescens DSM 1968
Lineage: Eukaryota; Fungi; Ascomycota; Saccharomycetes; Ascoideales; Ascoideaceae
Gene: SAC1
Product: phosphatidylinositol-3-phosphatase SAC1
Exons: 2
Biological process (GO): phosphatidylinositol dephosphorylation
Cellular component (GO): endoplasmic reticulum
Molecular function (GO): phosphatidylinositol-4-phosphate phosphatase activity
Source: RefSeq, a predicted model, not a curated record
UAUAUUAAGUUAAUGAAGUAUAAUUUAAUCAAUUCCAAGUUAUAUUAUUCUAAGAAUUUGGAUUUGACUAAUUCAUUUCAAAGAAUUUCAGGAUUAUAUUUUAAUAACGAGAAAAUUGAGUUAAAUUCUGAAAAGGAGUUGUUUUCAAUUGAGUUGCUAGAUAAACGAUUUUUUUGGAAUGAAUUUUUGUUGAAGGAUUUUUUAAAUUUGAAACAACAUGAUAAAAUCCAGGAAUUUAUUUUACCAGCGAUUUCAGGAUAUUGUGAAUUUAUUGAUUUGAUAAUUAAUAAGAUUAAAUUCUCAAUUGGGUUAAUUACAAGAAGAAGCAAAUUUCGAGCAGGUACAAGAUAUUUUACGAGAGGAAUUGACAUUAAUGGAAAUGUUGGAAAUUUUAAUGAGACUGAACAAGUUCUAAUUAUUCAUAAUGAAAGUGAUAGUUACAAUAUAAUGAGUUAUUUGCAGACUAGAGGAUCAAUUCCUGCAUAUUGGGCUGAAAUUAACAAUUUGAAAUACGCACCAUCUUUAGUUAUUAGUGAGCGGGAUUCAAUUGAACCAAGUUUUAAGCAUUUUGAUGAACAAAUCUCUAAAUAUGGGAAGAAUUAUUUGAUCAAUUUAAUUAAUUCUGGUGGUAGAGAGAAAAAAAUUAAAGAUUGUUAUGAAAAGAUAAUUAUUGAUUUGAAAGCGAAACAUCCAUCUAAAAUAAAUGACAAUACAUUGGAAUAUAUCUAUUUUGAUUUUCAUCAUGAAUGCCGUAAAAUGCAAUGGUAUAAUGUUGAUAAAUUGAUUGCUAAAUUAACUGGGUUCGGAGUAACUAGCGAGGAUUAUUUUGAUUGCAAAUACUAUGUUAACCAGUUGAAGAGUGAAGGUAGUAGCAGUGAUAGAAAGAUUGAAGUUAAUAAUUUACAAAAAAAUAAUAUCCGAACCAAUUGUAUGGAUUGUUUGGAUCGUACGAAUGUUGUUCAAAGUACAUUUGGGAAAUGGAUAUUGCAUGAGCAAUUGAUCAAAAACAAAAUAAUGGGCGAAAGCGAAAGAUUAAAUGAUUAUCCCGAAUUGAUAUUGUUUUUCCAAAAGAUUUGGGCAGAUAAUGCAGAUGCAAUUUCAUUUGGAUAUAGUGGUACAGGAGCGUUGAAAACGGAUUUCACCAGAACUGGCGAAAGAACCAAAAGAGGAGUCUUAAAUGAUGGACUUAAUUCUGUCACCAGGUAUAUUUUGAACAAUUAUUUUGACGGGUAUAGACAAGAUGGGUAUGAUUUAAUAUUGGGAAAUUUCGGAGACAACUUGAAAGCAGUGAAGAAUUUGAAAUUCAACAAAGAGUUGAGACCAUUGGCUAUCCAGUACAUCCCCUAUGUGAUCUCUAACGAGUUGGCAAGCAAGGCAGCAACAACAAGCAGUGGGCACCAUAUUAUUGAAACGAUCAAGGUGUUGGUAGUCUACGCUGUGUCGAUUGGGGUUGUGGGCAAGAUUCUAUUGUUCUUGCUGGGCGAGAGAAACCGCCUCCAGUUUGUGAGCUGGCCUAGCAUCAAGCCAGUGGAGUUCCUUGACACAGAGUACGUUGUGGAGGAGGGCGAGCGAGGAGCAAAGGGCAUCAGGUACGUGCUCAGCAGUGAGUUCUCUGUUGAGGAGGAUAAAAAGCGA